AUGUUACGUGCGAAAGCGCUACCAGAGGUUCUAGGGCAGAUCGUGGGUGAUGGCAUCACUGCCUGCAUGUUAAUGACAUUGGAGGGGGCAUUAGUAGGCUCUGUAGGUGAUGGAGAUGCAUUGGAUCACAACGUGGUGGGCGCUAUCGCCUCUCACACGUGGGGAGAGUAUCUACACGCUGGCAAAGAGGCCAAUCCCACUGGAGAUCUCCGUUCGAUGCUCGUGGAACUCGAACGUGGUCGCUUGGCGAUGACUAUGACGGGCAAAAACUUCUUGCUCUGUGCAUAUUCGAGCACGGACACACCGGCUGGACUGCUCAAGGCAAAGGUCGAGACACUGGGGACGUACUUGUCGGCAUCGCUGGACCAGAUCGAAAUGUAA
Peronospora farinosa is the source of this 381-nucleotide messenger RNA. NCBI's taxonomy places the organism in Eukaryota, Oomycota, Peronosporomycetes, Peronosporales, Peronosporaceae. The record is from the annotation of a GenBank genome assembly.